AUGCAGAGCUUGAAGUCAUUUCUUGGAGAAGAAAAGCUCAAGGAAUUGAUCAACUUCUCUCUCCACUACAUAGCUGACUUGGACAUCCCCAUUAAAAGGGGAACAUUUAUUGAAUUCCGAAAUGGUAUGCUUAAUGUAUCUCCCAUCGGAAGAAACUGCAGUCAGGAAGAACGAGAUGAGUUUGAAAAGUAUGAUAAGGUUCACAACGUUCGCCCCAAAAUGGUGUCUGCGCUCCGUGAGAAGUUUGCGCAGUAUAACCUAACAUUUUCCAUUGGUGGACAAAUCAGUUUUGAUGUUUUUCCCCAAGGCUGGGAUAAAACAUAUUGCUUGAAAUACCUGGAAGAGUUUCAAGAAGUUCACUUCUUCGGAGACAAGACCUACAAGGGAGGAAAUGACUAUGAGAUAUUUGAGUCGGAGAGGACCAAUGGCCAUACGGGUGAGUGCAUUUUUUUCCAUUUCCUAGUGUCGCCAUUCAAUCAAUAAAUCUACUGCCUCGAAAUUGAGGCUUAUGCAAGUCUCGAUUCAUUUUGAACUAAACUAGAAAGUAUAGAUGAAUGUGUGGUUGCAACCAUGAUUUUUUUAGCUUGCUUUUUUACUGCGAAUCCCUCCCCUUAGGCCGUCCACAACGUUGUUCCUAUACCGUUCCUA
Salvia splendens (bonfire salvia) is the source of this 648-nucleotide messenger RNA. Its product is annotated as phosphomannomutase-like. Gene Ontology annotation, cellular component: cytosol. Lineage: Eukaryota; Viridiplantae; Streptophyta; Magnoliopsida; Lamiales; Lamiaceae. Gene Ontology annotation, biological process: GDP-mannose biosynthetic process; protein N-linked glycosylation; mannose metabolic process. Gene Ontology annotation, molecular function: phosphomannomutase activity. Bases 1 to 483 code for a protein of 160 amino acids. The transcript is spliced from 6 exons. The record is from RefSeq and is a predicted model, not a curated record.